GGCGGGGGGCGCGUGGGAAGGGCCGGCGGGUUCCGUGGCGGCCCUCAGAGCUGUCCGCCGCCUGAGGAGGGCCCUCGUCCCGGCGGGACCCGGCGCCGCGAUGUGUCCUGGAAAGAGGAAUUCUUACAGAGAGAUGUGAUGAAAUACUGCCAUGCAUGAAGGAAGUGACUGUUAAGGAGAGCAAAAAAGACAAUUUCCAAGCAUGGUAAAAGAUUGGAGUGAAUUUGAUGCUAUUGAAAGACUGAUUUUACAGAAUAGGAGACUAGAAUUCUGCUUGCAAAGUGAACAUCUUUGGAAACCCAACAAGUACUUCAAAAGAAACACUGCAGACCUCUCAGAAAUGCCUGUGGACUACUGAUGGUCUUCAAAGAAUUUGGGCGGCACUAUGGAGCAGCGUUAAUCACUGCAGAUAAUUAGAUUGGAGGACAGCCAGCAUAGCCUGUCAUCUGGACAUCAUCAAACAAUUGCAACUGCAACGUCCUGCUCCUGUGAGUGAACACCCAAACAGCACGUGGCUACAGACUGCAGGGCAUGACUGUGCAGGUCGAGAUCUGCAUAUGUGUCACAAAAGACUUCUGGUCUCACCGUUUCCAUUGAAUGAAUUUGAAUGAAGGAGUACUUUACCAGGAUCAUGAAUACAAUGAAUCGCUUCCUGAGUGACUGUCCGAAUUACGGCCUUUCAGAGCGCAGGGUACAUACCACCUAGUGAAAGGUACUGGGAAAGUGCAACUGAUGUCUUCUGUGGUCUGCAGUAUUCCUUCCUUGCUUCCCUCAGAUUCCAUGGACACACUGUCCUUCGGAAGAGCUCCUGCUUCAACUAAAUCUUUCCAUUAAAAAAAUUAAAAAUUCUUCUAUAAGAGGAAGGAUUUCAUUUUGUCUUCUCGCAUGUUAUCACAUCUUCAGCCUUUCAGCUACAAACGCAGUCGUCCUUAACAUCAGCAAAGUGAAUGGACUUUAUUACCAUCACUCAAAAUUAGUUAGCAGCCCUUUCUUUAAUCAGUAUUCAGAAAAACACUCCAAAAACAGAUGCACGUUUGGUUACCCUUUGGGAAGAAGUUUGAGGAGGUGGUUGGACUGGGUGAUCUUGGAGGUCUUUUUCAACCUUGAUGAUUCUCUGGUUCUGAGUGUAAUUUUUAGGGACUCCGAACACAGCUUUCACAAAAGCAGUGGCUAAAGCUGGCACAUCCAUUCUCAGCCCAUAUAACCUUUCAUAUCUUUUCAAAUUUAUUGAAACUGUUCAAAAUAAGCAUUUUUUUUAGCACUCUCAGAGAAUGUCUGAAGUAUGCCAGACUUGCUUUACCUUGUGCAUUUCUUUUACAGUAUCACUUGUGGAAUUUUUUCAGCUUUACUCCUGACUCCUUUUUUCCUGUUUUUCUGACCUGUUCAAAUCUUCAUGUCAAAAUAGAAGUCUUCCAAACGAAGCCCCAGGAAGAUGUCUGUAAGCAAUAGCAGUCUUCUCUGCUGGGUGAGUUUAAAACAUUUCCCUGUAGCCUUUCAUUCAGGCUGGUGAAAGGCUGCCAUCUUCCUGUGGCACUGCUCCUCUCCUUGGGACUCCUCUGGGAAAGCCCAGCAUGUUUCUGCCUCCCUGCUUAUGUGGAGGAUUCCUCCUCUGGUGCAUGAAAGCCAUCUCCUUCCUUAUCAAAAACACCCUUAUUCUUAUAAUAGUAUAUGUAGAAUAGUACAUAUACGUAGUAUAUGUAGAAUAGACAGGAUUCCCUUUUUUAUCUCAGUCAUGACAUGCAGUAAGCUGUGUCCUGUGCUUUGUCCAUGUUCCUUGGAUAUCAUUUAUGGUAAUGUUUGUGGUUUCAAGUUAAAGCAACACUGUCCUCUGUGCAAAAAUUGCAUCACUUCAAGAAACCCCAGUGCUAGAACAGUGAUAAUGUUGUUGGUGUAAGUAAAAAGCAGUCAUAACCAGAAAAUGCAGUUUCUUAGCUCUCCAGAGGCAGAGUUGUGUUCCAAAGCAUUCAGUCUUCAUUCAUUAGAACUGAGUUUGAUCCUGACUCCUGAGGGUGAAUUUCCUGGUCUGCUUAUUCAGCCUUCCUUGAAGGUUAAUGGGAGAGAAAACAGUGAGAAAGUAACUAUGAAAAGAGAAAUGAAAAGGGAAGCAAAGCUUUUGAGACUAUGAGCGGGCAGUAAAAUGUGCAAACAGAAUUACAAAUGGCUCCUCUGGUCAUUAAUUUUAUUACUAUUGGAAAAAGUUCUACGUCUACAGCUCAUUUUCUUGCUGCUUCCGGAUGGGUUCAUAGCUGGGUCACUCCUUGCUUUCUUCCAUUUUUUUUCAUCCUGUCAGAAAGGGAUAAUUGUUUCUUUCCAGCUGUUUGGAUUCUCCAUUUAACUCUCUCAGUGCUGUUUUCUACAGUAGUGAGCUAUCACUGUCCAGCUCCUGCUAGAAGAGCAACAUUUCCAACAUGAUGAAUAUGUUUAGCAGUGUCUAUUGUUACAUAUACUGGAUUUGAUUAGUGAUUAUGUGGGCUUGCACUAGUGCAGCUGUGAUAUGGGUGUUCUCCUGCUAGGAGAGCUGUGCAGCAAAAUUAAAAGCAUCCAUAUCAUGCUGUUCCAUGAAUUAUAUUCGUAGCCUGCUGUGCUCUCUAUUAGAAAGCAAACAGUUACUGUGAGGAGGUGUACUGAAGAAUAGCAUCCCUGCUAGCUGUCUGUCUCCUCCUAUCAAUUCACUGAGCCGGUGGCUGCUCAAAGAAAGUGACAUGGUGAAGUGUCUUGUCUCAGGAGAGCCAUUACACCACAGCUAGGAGAGCAUCUUACUCUCCAUGCUAUCCAGACCUGAGCUCUCCACUUCAAUAGCUGCAGAUUUUGCUACUAUCUCUGUCUUGCUAUCCACUAGAAGAAUAACACCAUCCUGAAUGCAGCUGUCCUCUUCUCUUCCUUGUAUACACUGCAGUUUGCCUCUUCCUUAAUAGCUCUUCCUUUUCACUGUUGCCUUCUUGGAAUCAUUAUUACCUUAGAAUUGCUUGUUUCUCUUCUCCCCACUUUGCACAUUUCCUGAAGGACAGCAUGUGGUCAUUUCUGGUAGUGUGCAUUCAGUGUAACCCAGAUGGGUUCAUUCUCAUCUCAGCCAUCUUGACUGUUGCUGGCCUUGCUGUUUUGGCAAUGUUUUCAUUUUUCACUACCAUGCUAUUUAUAGGGAGAGACAUGCAUGUCGCCUUUAUACCCCACCCAGCGCAAACAUUGGUGCUUGCUCACUUUUAGCUCCAUUUGUCUCUUAUUUCUAACACUACAGUCCACCAAAAAUGUUCAGUGCACUGCAGUCUCAAUCUACUAACUGUGUUUACAGCACACAAGGGAUUUACGGCGGUCUGGCAAUGGGCACUUCUUGGAAUUAGCACAUCUGCUCAGAGGGGGUGCUGCCGCUCACAGGGACAGCUUGUGACGUGUUACUGCACGAAGCAGAAAUCCACUAGUUUCAAAAUGAACAUCUGCACAGCAUGAUUCUGUUUUGUUUGAGUUGGAGACACUGCAGUGCAACCUACAACGAGUAUAUAAGUUAAAUCAUAUUUUUAGGUGUAAUGGAAUUAUUUUUGAUUUACACUGCUCUAAUUGCUCAAAUUCAGUAAGCACCCUUUUCCUACGACACAGCAAUACAGCUGCAGCAGAAAUGGAUUAAGUAUAAGAGUGUCUGCCUUUUAUUAGAAGCCACCAUUGAUGGAGUUCAUCUGGAUCAAAUAAGCAGAUGCAUUAAGAAGCUGCAGUCUAACCAUCUUGUAUCCGAAAACAGUGUCUGAAUCCAGUAGACAAAAACCAGUCAUUUAGCUUGACAUUUUUUUGAAAGCCUGCUAAAAAAGAAAUCUAAAAACAAGUGCUUUUGAGGAGUAAAUCACAAAGACAUCUGUGGGAUUAUAUAUGUUUAUGCCAGCUUUUUAGACAGUCUGAUGGUGACAGGACGAGGGGAAUGGCUUUACACUACACGAGAAGUUAGGUUAGAUGCUGGAAGAAACGUUUUUCUCAGAGGGCGGUGAGGCGCUGGCACAGCUGCCCAGGGAGCUGUGGGUGCCCCAUCCAUCCCUGGAGGCAUUUGGGGCCAGGUUGGACGGGGCCCUGGGCACUGAUCUAGUGGUUGGCAGGGCUUGGAACCAGGGGAUCUCUGAGGUCCCCUCCAGCCUGAGCCAUUCUGUGAUAUGAAUCUGUGAUACUAUUUUAUUAACUUCACACACAUUCCUGAAUUGCUGCAUGCAGUGUCUCCUAGAAAUCCUUUCAUAUACUGUCGAACGCUGCUGACUCUUUAAAGAGAUGAUAUUGUGCAGUGCUGAUUGAAAUGAGGCCAGGAGAGGAGAUUUUCACGCCUUAUGUAUUUUCUCUUUGUGGUCGUUCUUUAGCACAGAAAGUUCAUACCAGGAAAAAGAAUGUAUAUUGCACAAGACAGUGUUGUAUUGGGAACCUCCUGUCAUCGUGGAGUCUCAAUGCAGAGAAUAAGGAAAAUAGGUAGUAAGGAUCUACAAAUCCGUGCUUUCUUUGACACAGUCUCAACCAAGGACGUAGCGGCAGAUAAAUGUGUCUUUCUUUCUCUUGGUUUCUGCAAGGUCAUCCAUUGUGUUUUUGGCACUGCUGUAUUCCUCCACUCUAGCACUUUUUGUUUAGAAAAUGUGGGAGUAGAAGGAGGCUGUGAUGACACUGCCUAUCUCUCUGCUUGCCUACCUGUCUUGCCACCUUCAAUCUAAUUGAAUCUGAAAAAAUUCAGUGAAAUUUGAGAGCAAAAUCGAAAUUAGAAAGAUAGUGUACCUUUAAGUUCUGAAAUGGUGCAAUGUGAACUUGUCCUUUAGAAGAGAACAGUGAAUCUAGUGCAGAUUCUUUUGCCCCAGCCGUAAGAGAGGUUUCAGAUUCAGACUGUACUGGACACGCAAGUCAGAUACCACGAGGCACAGCUGGUAAAGUGUGGUCAGUGAAGAAGUGUGCACAGAAGAUCGUAAUAGGGGAAUUUUCAGAAGAUUUUGGUUGAUAUCUACAGUCAGAGCUAUUACACAUCCAGUGCACGUUUAAUGGCUUGGGAUAGAGGAGCAGAAAUUUCCAUAGUAGGUAAAAUGUAUUCCACAGUUUAGCAUCUGGGUUAAUUGAUAGCUGGGAAGGCAUAGAUCCCAACUGAUGCUUUCUUUUAUUGUUGGAAUAUUUAUAAAGUCUCUGUUCUGUAUUCACUAGCAUCCAGAGAAGACUGGACUCUGCUUCAGCCUGUCUCUUGGCUGAGGAGUCUAUCAGAGUCUGUCUCUUCUCAUCAGCUGCUCAUUUUCAUGAAAACUAUGAGAACUUAGUAGCUCGACACCAUCAGAUUGUGAGUAAAAUGAUCGUUUUGUCAAAAGAAAUUGAGGAAUUAAGAGUGGGAGAGAGACGUGCAUCUGCAUAUUUCAUGGGUGGUCACAUGUUUCCUGAGGAGGCCAGACUCUUAAUAGGUGUCCAAACGAGGGUGAGUGAUGCUUCUUGUCUCUUGACUGUACUUCUGACCAGGCUUACGCUGUUAAUCUAAAGAUUUAGAAAACUCUCCUUAAUUUAAAGUUGACUUGUGGGGGCAAAGGUGAUGGUGAUUUGUAAAUAGAAAGAAAUGAGCCUUGGCCUUUAGCUGGCACAGCACAGAUUAACAAUCAGUCGUCCAUCAGGAUGGAUAAAUCACAAAAGCUAAGUCAAAUCCUGUAGAGUUAAAGGCCAGAUGGAUGGUGCAGAUCCAGGACUGUGCCUCAUGUGGAAGGCAGGAUGGAUGCCGCUGCACAUUUCUGACAUGAUGGUUGAAGAUCUGGCCUGUUACGAGUGCAAGCCUUCCUAGUGCUGUGGCGGAGCAGCUUGGCAACUGGGAGUGAAGGACAGAUUAUGGAUAUCCUUGGCUCUGCUCCUUGCAUUGUGGGCUAACUGUGGCAGAGUCACAGCCACGUACUCGUGUUGUCUGCCUGUUCUGGGGGCUCUGGCACCUCUGGGAACCCUGUGCUGCCAGGACAUGAGGGAGGACAGCUGGCAACCAGGGCUGUCUCUGUGCUCCCUUACUAAUGAGUGGAAUCAAAUGGGAUCAUGUCCUUACUAACAGAUUUCUAACCAGGUGGAUUUGCAGUGUUACACAGAUUACAGUGUAGCUGGAGCAGCCUUACCAUGUAAUCCUUACUCAGAAAAUAUUGUUCCUGCAUCUCUGUAACAUAUUUGAAUGCAGAGUGGUGCCCAAAAGAAAAGAGAGGCAGAGUUCUCCAAGAAGAUUGCAUUGAACUUACCUGCUCACUACUGUCCAAGUGUUGUAAGUUUUGUCAGCUUACAGGCUUUACUGGUAUUGCACUUUCUUAGGAGAAAAUGUCCAUAACAUACCAAAAUGCACGUGGCUGUGGUUCUACCUGUGUGUGGUUAGAGCAGGCAGUGAGCAUUUCGAUCUUAAUCACAUGGGGAAUGAAAGUUUUAUAAACCCCAGACUGAGUUGAGAUACCACAUGUACCACACUGACAGGCAGCACCUUGUUGGUGUUCAUGGCUGUUGCCUGUCAUUAAUAAAGGGCUGUCACUAAGUAACUGUACAGUUAGCAUCCAUAUGGUGUGCACGCGCAUACACACACACUUGCAGUGGGAGCAGGAAUACAAACAGGCAAGGCAGGCACACCCUUCUGUUUCAUCUUCAUAAAAGGCUCCUGCAGCUCUUACCAUGCUAAGCUCGGAGCAUAGAAGUGCAAAAGAAUAAAAGCAGCUCUCCAGCUGGUGAUGCACAGCCAUGAAGCAGCCAUGGGCUUUACGGGAAUGACAUUUAUGGCUGACAUCAGAUCUGAGUAUUUGCAUUGGAUUUCAGUGUCAGCAUUGGAGGUGGGGCUUAGCAGGGACACUGAUCCAGCUAAGAGGCAGCUCUGUCUGGGAAGAUACUCACUCCCCAUUUCUCUGCUAUCCUGCUUGCUUCUGACUCCUCCCUCCUGCAGCUCAGAUCAGCACAGGGUGAAUCCAACAGCCUCCCAUUUCUACCGUGUUUCUCCCUGAGCUUGAGCAUACCUGGUACUCUGCCUUCGUUUCAGCUGAACUCGUGAGUAAGGCACAUUGCCUGAUAUCUGUCAGAAGUGAAUGGCUUGUUAUUACCUGAAGAGACUGAAUUAACUAUCUUCCGGUACUGAAAGGGUAAUGAAGAACUGUAUUUUUUCCAGCACCUUUUGUACUUCUUUGUUGCCUGAUUUUUCAAGAGCGUGAGUUAUUCUGGUUAUCAAGGGAGCUUAAACCUGAGUAUUUCUUCACCGGAUGCUACAAAAGAAGAAAGGAAAACAAACUUAAGAUGUGGAGCUAGCAGUUAUGGUUUCAGCUUGUGAAAACUUGCAGAGUCAGUGAGAAGGCAAGGAACAACAUUUGCCAAGGACCAUGUCGGUAAUGCCUAGUAAUUUGUCCCUCAAUGGGACAAGCUUCUUCGCUGAAAAUCAUAGCAUUAUGGAUAAACCUAAUGAGCAGAGAACUUUGAAUGUCUUUCUAUUUUGCUCGACUUUUAUCAUUGCAUUCACAGUGCUUCUGGGCAGCAUUUAUUCACUAGUUUCCCUGCUGAAACUGCAGAACAAAUCCACAAUUUCAAUGAUUGUGACCUCUUUGUCAAUAGAUGAUUUGAUCAGCAUUGUGCCAGUGAUUAUUUUCAUGCUCACCCAGUGGUCAAGUGAUGCCCUUCCUCAGCCUCUGUGCACCACCUCAGCACUUAUAUAUUUAUUCCAGGGCAUUUCUAGCAAUCUGAAAGGGUCUCUUAUAGUUUCCUACAACUUCUAUAGCAUCAACAAAACUGAGACAAUGAACUGCAGUGCUUCCAAACGACGAGUGAGCAUGGUAUGGGCAAUUCUUAGCAUUUGGAUCGUCAGUUUGCUGAUAUGCAUUUUGCCUCUCUGUGGCUGGGGCAAAUACAUCCCCACCACCUGGGGUUGCUUCACAGACCAUGCAAGUUCCUACAUCUUGUUCUUAUUUAUUGUCUACUCAUUGUGCUUUUGCCUCCUCACAGUGCUGUCUGUCCCUCUAACUUACCAGCUGUUGUGCUCAGAUGAGCAACAGCUAUUACACGUCAACUACCAGGAAAUCUCUCGAGGCUACAUCACCCCUGGGACACCUGCAGGCUGCAGUACUGCCACCCCAUGUCUGUCACCAGUGGACCCUGUGGAUAAAACCCUGAAGCAUUUCCAAAAUGCAUGUCUAAGCUCAAAGGCAGUUUUUAGGAAAGGUGUGGCUGAGAGCAGUGGACUCGAGCCCCGAUGCAUGAACAACGCAAAGAGCAGGAGCUUCACAGUGGGCUUUGCCCAGAAACGGUUCUCACUGAUUCUUGCAUUGACAAAAGUCAUUCUCUGGCUCCCAAUGAUGAUACAAAUGAUUGUCCAGCACAUCACUGGCUAUCAAAGCUUUUCAUUUGAGACACUUAGCUUCCUGCUGACAUUGCUAGCUGCCACCGUCACCCCAGUAUUUGUCCUGUCAGAGCACUGGAUCCACCUGCCGUGUGGCUGCAUCAUAAACUGCAGGAGGAAUUCAUAUGCUGUGUCUUCAGAAGAACUCAAAACCAAGCACAGAGGUUUCGAAUUCAACCUUUCCUUCCAGCAUGGUUAUGGAAUCUACCGAAUAUCCCCCGAGAGCCACCACCACGAUGGCGAUGGUAAAUCCACAUCGUGCCACAACCUGCUGGUUUGCGAGAAACCGUACGAGCCGCCGAGGGGAGGUGGCGGCGGCGCGGCGUUGGCGGAACUCAGCACCACGGAUAGCGCCCGGCCAGGCCCGGCGGGGCUCAGCGCCACGGACAGCGCCAGGCCCGGUCCCGCGGGGUUCAGCACCACAGACAGCGCCAGGCCCAGCGCCGCGGGGGUGCGCGGGGAGGCGGCCUCGGGCCUCGGCAGGACCGUGGAGGGACCCGAGAGGAGGCUGUCGCACGAAGAGGGCCAUAAGCCAGAGCUCACAGACUGGGAGUGGUGCAGGAGUAAAUCAGAGAGGACCCCUCGACAGCGGUCAGGUGGCGCCUUAGCUAUUCCUCUGUGUGCAUUUCAAGGAACCGUGUCACUUCAGGCACCCACAGGAAAAACUCUCUCCUUGUCUACAUACGAGGUAAGCACUGAAGGACAGAAAAUAACACCCACAUCAAAGAAAAUUGAAGUUUAUCGAUCUAAAAGUGUUGGUCAUGACCCCAACCCAGAGGAGUGUCCUAAUACGUUUGCUGACACGAGUGUUAAAAUUCAUUUAGAGGUUCUGGAAAUUUGUGACAAUGAAGAGGCUCUGGACACUGUUUCAAUCAUCAGUAAUAUCAGCCAGUCCUCCACACAGGUAAGAUCUCCAUCCUUACGCUACUCACGGAAGGAGAACAGAUUUGUCUCAUGUGAUUUGGGGGAAACUGCUUCCUACUCACUCUUCAUACCAUCCAGCAAUCCCGACAGCGAUAUUAACAUAACAAUUCCAGACACUGUGGAAGCUCACCGGCAGAAUAGUAAAAAGCAACACAUGGAAAGAGGUGGUUAUCAGGAAGAAAUACAGAUGUUGAAUAAAGCAUACAGAAAACGGGAAGAAGAUGGCAACAGCAAUUAAAAGACAUUUAAUCUAAACAUUUAAACAGAUUCAGCGGACAUUGCUCCUCUUUAUUCAAGUUACCCUAACAAAUACAAUGCCAACUGGUUUGUUUUUUUUUCCUAGCAUAUAAAUGAUUUUUAUUUGGGUACACUGUUAAAUAGUUAACAUUUAAAAAUGGGAAAACAAACGCUUCAGUGCUUUGCAGCUUUGUGCAAUGAAAUCCAAGUUAUUUACCAAUCUCUUUAUUUGAGGAAGAUUCUGAAAGGAAUCCUAAAUGAAGUCUUAAAAGCCACCCUCGCUUGCUUGUUGGCACUGGGUGGUCUGUGGGAAGCCAGAAAAUGAGAGAGCAGCUCUACACCCGUGAAGAUGUAACAGGUUUCAAUGACUGUGGCAGUUCUCCUACUGAUGUGCCAGACUUGAAACAUUUACUGAAAAUAUGUAGCACAAGCCUAAGACUAAGCCAUGCAUUUGGUUAGGGAUUGUAAGUUACGUACGUAGUUUAAUUUUCUACUGCUCCAUACGUAAUUGAUACGUAAUGUCUCUGUAAGUGGCCAUUGUAUAGACCUUUGAAUGUGGGUGUCUGAAAUGUAAGCUUGCACAUUUUAUAUGUCCAACACUGUGAAAAUGUGUUCUCAUGGCUGGACAUUUCUUUCAUUGAGUGUGUCAAAUGUUGGUUGAUCUUAUGCUGGUUACUCUAAAGUGUGCCAUUUUCUGCCUCCUUGAUCUCUUAGGAGAGGGGACAGGGCUGCUCAAGGAGGCCAAACCUAGAGACCCAGCUUAGCUGUUGACCUCAGCUUGAGGCUGAGUGCCCAGAUCAGCUUCCUGCCCUGGAGCACCCUCUGGAGGAGCCUGUUCUUAUGCUGCCUUACAGGAAGCAUAGAGCCAAGUCUGAAAUCAAACUAUAACCCACCAAUAGACUGCUUCUUGUCAAAUUCAAACAGACUGAGGGUAAAACAGCAAAUGAAGCACUUAAGUCUAAUGCUUUUUGUCUGAGAGCUCAUUUUCUGGGAUGUUGUCAUGCAUUUCAGCCAGAUAGAAGUAGACUUCAGCAGGACUUUAAGAGGUUUGACUAAAAGUUACACCACUUCUUUAAUUAAUAGAUUUAAUUUUCAGUGAGUGACAACAUAAUAAUUCAGGUGUCUGCAGUCACCUUGUUAUCCAUUCAGUGGGAACAUGCACAGGAAAGUAAGCACAGCCCUAUUUAGGAUUCCUUUAUGGAUUGUGAACAGGUAGAGCAAAAGGGCCAACUAGCUCAGCUUGUGUUCAGUAUGGAGGCAUGUAAAGAACAGGUGAUUUGCAUUCUCACCUCACCAACAUAAAUCAGGCCUGCCACCAUGAUCAGACAGGCUAUGCUGCUGUGACAGUGAUGGAGAGCUGAGGAGAAUCAGGGUCAGAGACUGCAGGCCGCUGUGAUGGAGAUGGAUCACUCUGUGCAAGAUGUGCUUUUCAUGUGCUGCUCUUCCAAGGUGAAAACAAAGGUUCUCAUAGGAUUGCCUCAAGGCUCUUAGUACCUGGUGAUGCUGCGUUACACUUCAGAUUUAACAAGAAACUAUAGUAGACAGAGCAAUCAAUGGUAAGUGUAUUAGUAGGUUAUAUCCAUGUGCAUGCAGCAGGGAGACACGUUCUGCUGUCUCUGUAUUACUUUGCUUUGUGUUUGUAGGAUUAGCUCAGAAAGUUGCUUUAUAGCAACAGAUGUGCUCAAUCCAGAAAGACGUUGUGAGGGAGGAUGCAGUGCAUCACUGCCUCAGUUUGGUCACGUUCUCUGAUGGGUGCAUUUAGAUUGUGUUCAGGUUUGGAGGCAUUAAAAUUCUGCAUAGCUCUGACCCUGAGCUUGACCUAAUUGUAGAAUGUUGCCUUGCUGGUGAAAAAGAAAUACAUUUUCUAUAAUGAAUCUGUAAAUCUGAUCAUGUACGAAUGUCUGACUGUUUUAUAUUUUAUUUUAGUGACUCACAUCAUUAAACAUUUUAAAGUGUCUGGAAGCCCAAGUUGUAAUUACUCAGUAGAUAACAGCUCCUCUCACACAGCACCAGAAAACUUGGUCUAAGAAAAGACUCCUGGUUCCUGUAUUUGGUGAUUUCAAGGUGUCUUCAUUUAUCAUUUUAUUAAAUGUAUUUGGGCUUACAUUUUAAGGUACUUAUUUUGUAAUGGUUUUUAAGGAAAAAAAGUCUUCCUCCUCUGUUGUUUAUACUGCCUGACCUUUUAAUGUAUUUCAGUGACAGCUUGACAUUUGUGUUUGUCAAGGACUGUUUGAAGGUGACUUGAAAGAGCCCUCAUCUCUGCUCAGACACCAUAGCAACUGACUGAGAAAGUCCCUCGGAAAAUGUGACCUGCAUCAGCCCCUGCACUCCCCCCUGCUCUGAGGAGUUGCGCUGCUGAAUAAUGCAAAGGGUAGAAAACAAGAAACUUCAAAAGAAUUUUUGAGAUAACCUUAGGUAAGCAGUGUAUCCAAUGUGUUGGAGUUUCCCUUCGGCGGCACACGUGCACUGAGAAGAAAGUUAAACUAAUAGAGAAGUUACAAGAGAAGUAAAUAUGUAAUAAGCAGAGCCAGGCCUCAAGUCCCAAAUGCCUUGAAGGAUUGGGCUAUUUGAAAUAGGAGAUACGGCCCAGUACUGAAAUGUACAUUUCUUAUUCUAGUCAUGAUGGAAUAUGCAACUGACAGCAUCGUGCUAUUUCAUGAAAAGUAAUAAUUGAGUUUUACUUACACAUUGUUUUACCUUUAUAGAUUUGAGGUUGAUACAUAUAUUCUGGAACAUGAUUACACUUCCUGGUAUGUAUCACUAUAAUGAUUUCCAAGUCAAAGCUCUGACUGCUAUGUUUCGCUCAUGAAUUUUGCAGAUAUAGAUGUCUCAGAGCUGAAUAAAUUCUGUUUUUCUAGUCUCAA
This is a messenger RNA of Gallus gallus (chicken), 12339 nucleotides long. It is a transcript of the gene GPR149, whose product is annotated as G protein-coupled receptor 149. The record is from RefSeq and is marked validated. The transcript has 10 exons. Gene Ontology annotation, molecular function: G protein-coupled receptor activity; neuropeptide binding. The coding region runs from base 7305 to 9476 and encodes 723 amino acids. Gene Ontology annotation, cellular component: neuron projection; membrane. Lineage: Eukaryota; Metazoa; Chordata; Aves; Galliformes; Phasianidae. Gene Ontology annotation, biological process: neuropeptide signaling pathway.